GUGGACUUGCUAAGCCGCUUACACUCUCCCUACUUGACGGACUUGCUAGGCUACUGUGCAGACCAACACCACCGCCUCUUGAUAUUUGAAUUCAUGCCCAACGGCACACUCUAUCACCACCUCCAUCCUCCUCGCAACCAAUCCUGGUCGUUGAAUUGGGGGACCCGGCUGCGCAUAGCCCUCGAUUGUGCCCGGGCCCUUGAGGUCCUCCAUGAGCAUUCUGUGCCGUCGAUCAUCCACCGUGAUUUCAAGUCCAGCAAUGUACUCUUGGAUCAGAAUUUCCGGGCCAAAGUUUCCGAUUUUGGGUUGGCUAAAACAGGGUCGGAUAAGAUCAACGGUCUGAUUUCAACGCGCGUGCUGGGAACCACUGGAUAUCUAGCCCCCGAAUAUGCUUCAACAGGGAAACUUACUACAAAAUCAGAUGUAUACAGUUAUGGUGUGGUUCUUCUAGAGCUCUUGACCGGCCGUGUUCCGGUCGACACCAACCGGCCCCUUGGAGAACAUGUCCUUGUCUCUUGGGCUCUUCCAAGGCUAACUAACAGAGAAAAAGUGAUGGAAAUGGUCGACCCAUCUCUUAAAGGCCAAUACUCCAAAAAAGAUCUAAUCCAGGUGGCAGCCAUUGCAGCCAUGUGUGUGCAACCAGAAGCAGAUUAUAGGCCUCUAAUGACAGAUGUGGUGCAGUCCUUAAUCCCUCUUGUUAAGAACCUCUCUUCUGUAUCACUAUGUUCCUCCUCUACUAGUUCUUUAAGAUUUAGUCAGAGAGUAACUCCCAAGUAAGUCUGUUUGGGACUCUGACUAUUUUGAGUCCAAAAAUGUAAAUAAAAACGCUGUGAAACCAGCUUGGCUCAUUCUGAGACCACUUACAAUGAGACAUUUUGAGAGUAACCCACCCACCAAAAAUGGUUCAUCAUAUACCUUAGGCCUAGGUCAGAGUCAGCUUUCCCAAUUUUGUUUUUGUCUCACUAGAGCCAUGUUACUCGUUUGUAUGAAUCUUUUACCAUCUCUCUCUCUCUCUCUCUCUCUCACUCAAUGUUGUUUUUGUCUCACAAGAGCCAUGUAACUCAUUUGUGUGAAUCUUUUAGCACUAGUGACAACCAUCUCUCUAUUUGAAAAAAAGACAAAUUACUUUGAUACUUUUUGAAAUUGUUAUAUUAAUCUCUUUUAAGUUUGUAA
This is a messenger RNA of Camellia sinensis, 1173 nucleotides long. Lineage: Eukaryota; Viridiplantae; Streptophyta; Magnoliopsida; Ericales; Theaceae. The record is from RefSeq and is a predicted model, not a curated record.